Polypterus senegalus (gray bichir) is the source of this 966-nucleotide messenger RNA. RefSeq names its product olfactory receptor 6N1-like. The coding region runs from base 1 to 966 and encodes 321 amino acids. The transcript has a single exon. Gene Ontology annotation, cellular component: membrane. Gene Ontology annotation, biological process: G protein-coupled receptor signaling pathway. The record is from RefSeq and is a predicted model, not a curated record. Gene Ontology annotation, molecular function: olfactory receptor activity; G protein-coupled receptor activity. NCBI's taxonomy places the organism in Eukaryota, Metazoa, Chordata, Cladistia, Polypteriformes, Polypteridae.
AUGAGCAACUUGACUGAAUCCAUCACAGAUUUUAUCCUCAUUGGAUUUCCUGGACUUCAAGACUACAAGAACAUUCUGUUUGGCUUCUUUUUGGCUCUGUUUUUGGUCACCUGUACUGGAAACCUUUGCAUCCUCGGUUUGGUAAUACUCGAUCAGCGGCUUCACACUCCAAUGUAUUUUUUUCUAUGGAAUUUAGCUCUAUUAGACGUUCUUACAGUCACAGCAAUCAUACCAAAAAUGCUGGCUGUGUUUUUAGAACAUAAAACGAUUUCCUUUGCCACCUGUUUUGUGCAAAUGUAUAUGAUCAUCUCCUUUGGGGCAACAGAAAUUUUACUUGUGGCAGCAAUGGCCUACGAUCGCUAUGUUGCAGUUGUGAAGCCUUUGCAUUACAAUGUAAUUAUAAAUCUCAAAACAUGUAUAGUAAUUGCAGCUACCGUUUGGAUACUGGGUUUCCUGAUGCCAUUAAUACCAGUCACCUUGGCCUCUUAUUUGCCAUUUUGUGGUUCAAAUCAAAUCAUGCACUGUUUCUGCGACUAUCCAGCAGUGAUCUCUUUAGCCUGUACUGAUGUUUCAAGCCAUGCCAUUGGUUCCCUGUGUCUUGUUCUAAUCGUUGUCUAUGUACCUUUUAUAUUUGUGUUGUGGACAUAUCUAAAAAUUAUAACUUCUGUAAUUAAACUUAAAACACAAGGAAGCCACAAGAAAGCCUUCUCAAUGUGUUUUUCUCAUGUGAUUAUUGUGCUUUUCUACUACAUUUCCACUGCCAUUGUUUAUAUUGGAAUGAGAAUAGACAGCAUCUCUUAUGAUGGACGAAUUUUGAUUGGAGGACUUAAUUAUUUUUUUACUCCCAUGGUUAAUCCGAUGGUUUACAGCUUGAGAAAUGAAAAGAUAAAGGCAGCUGCACAGAAGUAUUUCAGGAUUUACGUUCUCCUUCCAGAAAAAACACACCCUUCCGUCCGGAGUUUAUGA